UCCUUUUCAGGUAACGAGAUUCCAGAUAAUCAGGGAAAAGAAUUUUUCAUUGGUUUUAUGGAAGCUGACAAGGCUUUGACAGGAUAUCGUUCUGGGCUCCCAUUAAAACUAUUCAUUACUACUGCUUCUCAUGUUCCCGUGAGUGUUAAUGUUUCGGCUCCAAUGGCAAAGACGCUUUAUCCAGGUCACCAAUUCACAGUGCAAAGGGGAAUAAUAAAGCAGAUAUUAAUUCCAAGGACCCUCAGAUUACAGGGAACAGAACGUGCACAGAAAGCUAUUUACGUUUUAUCAUCCCAAGAAAUUGUUAUUUUUGGAAUAAAUCAGGCAGACAUGUCGACGGAUGGUUUUCUUGGAAUACCUUCAGAUGUUUUAGGAACUAAAUAUUUCGUCCCAACAUUUUCUUCAAAUGCACAGAAUUUCUUCCAGUCAUCAAUUCUCAUAGUCGGAACAAGGGAUGGAACCAUGCUGAAUAUUAGACUACCCUCGAAUAAUAACAUUACCUUACACCUCGAAGGAAAGCAUUACAAAAGAAACGACUGGAUAAAUAUAACAAUAAACAAAUUUGAGACAUUACAACUUCUCUGUCACACUGAUUUAUCGGGUACUUUUGUUUCAUCGUCGAAUAAAAUAUCCGUUUUCGGAGGAUCUACCGUAACUUCAAUUGGGACUGGAUGGUCAAGGGAUCACAUCGAAGAACAAAUACCACCUGUCAAUGUUUGGGGGAAAAGUUUUGCAAUAAAUCCAUUUCCUGAUACAAAUCCAAACAUUCUUCGUUUAUUGGCGAGUGAGGAUAACACUACAGUCGCCAUAACAAAUAAACAAACUGUUCACCUUAUGAAUGGAAAAUUUCAUGAGACACAUGUGAAAAGUUUCUCUUACGUAUCUUCAAACAAGCCAAUUUUAUCUGUACACUAUGUUCCCAGUGGAACAUGUAAUAAAGAUCAUCCAAAACCUGGAUGUCAUAAAGGCGACCCAGCUAUGACAUUGAUUCCACCAAUAGAACAAAAUAACAUAUUCUAUUCAUUUUUAACUCCAGUUUCUUCUCAUAAUUUAAGUUUUAAUAAUAUUUUCAUGUUCUUUAUUGAGGAUUCUUAUGAAAAUGGACUAUUACUGGACAACAAAGGCCCGAAACAGAAUGUCAUCAAGGGUGUUGUUCACAGUCACAACCUAACGGCUGGUUAUAUACAAAUACCACCUGGUAGCCACACCAUUGAACAUUCAUCUAGAGUUGUACCAUUUGGAGGAAUAUUAUAUGGUGGUAUCCAAGCAGAAUCAUAUGCUUUUCCAGUUGGUCAAAGGUUUGCCACGAUAAAUGAGAAAGAUUGUCGCCCUCUUGCAAUGGACAUUGGGGAUGGCGUGGAUAAUGAUUGUGAUGGGCGCGUGGAUGAGGAGAUAUGUAAUGAUCUCAAAGAUAACGAUGGAGACGGGCGAAAAGAUGAAGACUGUUUUAAAGCAUUAAAUAUGCAGAUGAGUAAGGAUUCACAACGACCAGCCUGGCUUACCUAUACCGAGUAUGGAAUAAUUGGUGUAGUUUCUGUAGUUAUUAUUGGAGCCAUUGGUGCGUGCUGUAAUAAAUGCCUGUGUCUGCUGGCAAAACGCGAUGACGACGAAGAUGAAGAAGCAAACAGACGGAAAAGAAAUAAAAAAGCUAAACAGGCUUUUGAAGCUCCUGCUAUUAGGCUGAUGUAUAUGUAG
Saccostrea echinata is the source of this 1695-nucleotide messenger RNA. RefSeq lists its product as uncharacterized. Lineage: Eukaryota; Metazoa; Mollusca; Bivalvia; Ostreida; Ostreidae. The coding region runs from base 58 to 1695 and encodes 545 amino acids. The record is from RefSeq and is a predicted model, not a curated record. The transcript has 4 exons.